Messenger RNA from Peniophora sp. CBMAI 1063, 2322 nucleotides. Lineage: Eukaryota; Fungi; Basidiomycota; Agaricomycetes; Russulales; Peniophoraceae. The record is from the annotation of a GenBank genome assembly.
AUGUUCGCAUCAAAUAAUCAACAAUUCGUUUUCCAAUGCUAUACUCCUACCGAUCUGGAAGUCUCCCCACCUGCCGAAAGGCCCGCGAAGCGUACGAAGCGUGACCGCCCCGCUCAUUGUAGUAUCUUGGCGUCCGAAGAAGCUGCGAACGAGUGGCUGGCAGAGAGAUGUUCGGAGCAUGAUUGGAAGAUCAAGAAGUCGCGGCACGAGGUGGCGAAUAAGGCCCGGGCGAAGAGGAAUGUCGGAAGCUCAGGUCGAGGUGGACGUCCGAAGGUGUGGCAGUACACGGAGUUCUGGGAAUGUCAGCGCGGCGGUGCCUACGAAGAUCGCCACAAACCGGACAUCCCAUCCGACAAGCGCCGUCCGAACCGCUCGCAUGGCAGCGCACUUGUUCAUUGUGAGGCUCGGCUCGUCAUUCGUCGCCCCGUCGGUCAAGAUGUCGUGCACGUUGAGUAUGACGAUGACCACAACCAUGAGGUCGGCACUGCAGCAGCCAUGGCCGAGAGCAUGCUUUCGAAGCGCAAUACCCGAUACAUCGCGGAGAAUAUCGAGCUAGGGCUAGACUGCUACUCAGCAUUCAAGAAGCUUCUUCGGCUUGAUGAAGAGAUGCUAGACGCGAUCUCUGGGCGUGACAAUGCCCCCAUCCCCGAAACUCUCGCAAUUGAAUAUAUGGACGUCUAUAAUGCUUGUCGCCGCAAGUUUACGACUGCAGCAGUUCGCAGCCGCGAUGGGAUGGAGAGCUUGCGGAUCUGGGCUGAGGAGCUCAGGGCUAAGGGCUACUCGGUUCUCUUCCAAGAUGUCAGUGUUCGGGCUGAUGGAGAGGAGUCGUAUGUUUUUGCGUUUGCGUCGCCAUGGCAGAAAGAGCUUCUACGCGACUACUCCGCAAUCAGCUGCCUCGAUUCCACACACAACACGUGCUUUUCUGCAAAUGGGAAGGAAGAGAAAGCUUUUCUAUAUACGCUCGUAGUCAAGAACCUUGUCACCGGGAAGGGUGUGCCAGCUGCAUUCAUGAUUUCGCCUGGAGAGUCUCAGUGGCCAGUGUCUGAUUGGCUCUCGUGGCUUGUUAAGCCUGUAGCAUCGGGAGGGCUUGGUUACAAAGGGAAGCGAUGGAUGAUUGAUUGUUCUGAUGCCGAAGCGGCAGCAAUACGGAACGCGAUUCCGGGCGCUGAGAUCAUUGUUUGUAUGUGGCACGUAUACAAGGCAGUUGCUGAGCAGACGAAGAAGUUAGACGUUGCCACAACAGGUCGUCGGGACAAGACCGCCGCAAAUCGGGCGCUUCGUGAUGGCGCCGUUAAUGAUUUCCGAUCACUCGCGCUCUGUGAUACCUCCGAGAAGUUCCACGAACUCUGGGCAAAGCACAUGGACAAGUAUGCUGAGUAUCCGGCGUGGCAGAAGUAUUUGCAGACAGAGUGGUUACCAAAGCAUAGGCAGUGGGUGCGGGCAUAUCGCCAGGGCAUCGUACAAUACGGGAUUGAAACAAACAACUACGUCGAGUCUUGGCAUUCGCACCUGAAGACCUUCUACCUCAAGCUCAUGCGCCGGCAACGAGUCGACAUUCUCCUUUAUAUUUUGUCGCGCCAAGUCCUUCCCGACUUCCGCCGUGAGGAGGCCCGGAUUCGACUUGGCUUUGCACGGCCCGCUCUAUGUGCUCGAGAGCGGCAGUCGCGCGACCUCGCAGAUGAGAUCCCAAGCAUCGAGCUUGGUGACAUGGUUCGACUUGAUGUCGGGGGUGACGAGAAUGCUUCCGUCCCGGAUAUCCUCGUCAUGUCGUUCACGCGUGACCCUGAAGUCUGGUACGAAGUCUCUGUCUGCGAAAUCCCAGGCCGUACGACUACCGAACUGCUACGACCGGUCAUCGCCAAGUGCUCGUGCCCGGCAUAUGCACAGACACUGCUGUCUUGCAAGCACAUGUACCUCGCCGCCCGCUUCGCACUGUACUCGGUGGAGCCCGCGGCACACAUCUAUGCCGCCUCGGCCGAACCUGCUGCCGCACAGCUGCCGCCGCCACCACCACAAUUCCAACAACCCCAACCUCUUGUCCAGCCCCUCUCCACAUUUGACACCUCAGCUAGCCUAGCCCAAUUUCAGCUUCUGCCUGACACGAACAUGCCGGCGGCCGAUCUCGCAAAAGACGGUGCACGUACACGCGCGAUCACCGAGCUGGCGAAAAUCGCCGAACUUUCGGAGCAGCUCGGAGUUCUCUCACCGGCGGAUUUCUCGAAGGAGGAUAUCGGGCGUAUAGAGGCACAGGCCACCUCUAUGCGUCGCGAUCUCACAGCACUAUUACAGAAGCGCCCUCUGUACGCCCGUCAGCGGUCAUAA